AUGAGCGGAAUCGCGAAUUCAUGCUUCUCCUGUCUGUCGGCAGUCGACCGCUGGUGUCACAUCACAGCUUGCCUCGGUCCUAUCGGAGGUCGCUCAAGAGAUGGAAUCUACGAGACAACGUUGGCAGACAAUGAGCGGGAAGCUGUAUCCGACUUGCUAGGCUACCUCGAGAACCGAGCCGAAACCGACUUCUUUACUGGCGAACCCCUUCGAGCUCUGAGCACCCUCGUUUAUUCCGAUAAUGUCGAUCUCCAGCGAAGUGCAAGCUUAACAUUUGCUGAAAUUACGGAGCGAGAUGUGCGCGAAGUCGAUCGAGACACCCUUGAGCCCAUCCUCUUCCUACUACAAAGCCCCGACAUUGAAGUACAGCGGGCGGCUAGCGCCGCGCUGGGGAAUCUGGCCGUGAAUGCCGAUAAUAAGGUGUUGAUUGUCGCUUUGGGAGGACUGGCUCCUCUAAUAAGGCAGAUGAUGUCGCCCAAUGUGGAGGUUCAGUGCAAUGCAGUUGGAUGUAUCACAAAUUUGGCAACACAUGAAGAGAACAAGGCCAAGAUUGCUCGAUCGGGCGCCUUGGGUCCCUUAAUUCGUCUGGCAAAAUCCAAGGACAUGCGCGUCCAGCGCAACGCUACAGGAGCCCUGCUUAACAUGACACAUUCGGACGAUAACCGACAACAACUCGUUAACGCUGGUGCAAUCCCCGUCCUGGUCCAAUUGCUGUCUUCACCCGAUGUCGAUGUACAAUACUAUUGUACUACUGCGCUUAGCAAUAUUGCUGUCGAUUCUACGAACCGUAAGAGGCUGGCUCAGACGGAAUCGCGCCUGGUUCAGUCUCUUGUCCAUCUCAUGGACUCUUCUACCCCUAAAGUGCAGUGCCAGGCUGCAUUAGCUUUGCGCAACCUUGCCUCCGAUGAGAAAUACCAACUCGAAAUUGUUCGGGCAAAGGGUCUCCCUCCUCUGCUGCGACUUUUGCAAUCUUCCUACCUUCCCCUUAUACUCUCCGCUGUCGCAUGCAUCCGUAAUAUUUCCAUCCACCCCCUUAAUGAAUCUCCGAUCAUCGACGCGGGCUUCCUUAAGCCCUUGGUGGAUCUACUGGGGUCAACGGAUAACGAGGAGAUCCAGUGUCACGCUAUCUCAACACUACGGAAUCUUGCCGCAAGCUCGGACCGCAAUAAGGAGCUUGUGCUUCAGGCUGGUGCGGUUCAAAAAUGCAAGGACCUGGUCUUGCGGGUCCCUCUCAGUGUCCAAUCCGAGAUGACUGCUGCCAUCGCUGUGCUGGCCCUCAGCGAUGAGCUGAAACAACACCUCCUCAAUUUGGGUGUGUUUGACGUCUUGAUUCCUCUGACGGAUUCGGAGAGCAUUGAGGUACAGGGAAAUAGUGCUGCAGCUCUCGGCAACCUAUCCUCCAAAGUGGGAGACUAUUCAAUCUUUGUCCGCGACUGGGCGGAUCCUAACGGAGGGAUCCAUGGCUACCUUCGAAGGUUUCUUGCGAGCGGAGACCCUACCUUCCAACACAUCGCCAUCUGGACUCUCCUUCAACUGCUGGAAUCAGAUGAUAAGAGGCUGAUUGGCUACAUCUCGAGAUCCGAAGACGUCGUGCAGAUGGUCAAGACGAUCUCAGAUAGGAACAUUGAAUCCGACGAGGAGGAUGCGGAAGACGGUGAGGGCGAGGUCAUUGCGCUGGCACGGCGAUGCCUCGAGUUCCUUGGGAACGGUCCCAAGCAGACUCUUGUCGAAGGCUAAGGGGGUGUCCGUCCGCCUCGAGUGUGGUUUGCUAUUCCUCUAUACACAUUGACGUUCUUCGUUUC
Messenger RNA from Aspergillus wentii DTO 134E9, 1802 nucleotides. It is a transcript of the gene vac8, whose product is annotated as protein anchor VAC8. Lineage: Eukaryota; Fungi; Ascomycota; Eurotiomycetes; Eurotiales; Aspergillaceae. Gene Ontology annotation, molecular function: protein-membrane adaptor activity; protein binding. Bases 1 to 1737 code for a protein of 578 amino acids. The transcript has 6 exons. Gene Ontology annotation, cellular component: fungal-type vacuole membrane. The record is from RefSeq and is a predicted model, not a curated record. Gene Ontology annotation, biological process: vacuole inheritance; nucleus-vacuole junction assembly.